AUGGAGGACUCGAAUCCCAGACCCCGGAAACCAGUCUUACCACAUCUUAUGCUCAUCAUCGUUCCUGACAUAGGCUACACAUGGGCCCUUUCGCACGCCGCCGUCCCAUGCAUAAUCCAUACCUCCUCUGAAGCGGACCUCGCCGCCGCGUGGCGAACACAAUACCUGCGAGGCUUCUACAUCUCUCGACCGUUGUGUGCCAUCAACCUUUUCGGCUUCCUGUACCUCGCCUUUACAACUCCCGAUACAGUCCACCUCACCGGCACCAAGACCACUAAUCUCGCGAGCGUAAUGUACAUCACCGCAGCACUCCUCUCAGCCUCAGGCGUGCCCUAUGCUCUGACGUUUCUUCGACGAACCAAUGGUGCACUGUCGAUCCGCGCGAAGAAGCUGGCUGGUCCAGGGGAGGAUCCGACAGCGAUGGCGUUGACGUAUGCGAGUGGAGAGGCGAGGAGUCUGGAGCGGGAAAGGGAGUGGAAGGAGACGACAAGGUUGGUGCGGCAGUGGCAGUGGCAUAAUUCUGUGAGGACUUGGAUCUUAAUCGUGGGUACGGUGGCUGGGGCGGUGGGUUUGGUGCUUGAAGGAGGGUUUUGA
This is a messenger RNA of Cyphellophora attinorum, 594 nucleotides long. RefSeq lists its product as uncharacterized. The transcript has a single exon. The record is from RefSeq and is a predicted model, not a curated record. NCBI's taxonomy places the organism in Eukaryota, Fungi, Ascomycota, Eurotiomycetes, Chaetothyriales, Cyphellophoraceae. The coding region runs from base 1 to 594 and encodes 197 amino acids.